UCUCUCAAGACCCGUGCCAGUUCUAAAGGCAUCUCGAGUUUAGAGACAGCACAGAAUUUUCGUCACUUUAAAGGACGCGCAGGACACACAUCCAGCUGACACGGAAAGAGCCAGAGAGGGCCUUCGGCACUGCUUGGUGGUUUAUGGCAGUCACCAUGGUGGCUCUGUGCUGGAAGCUGCCCAUCUGCUUUCUCUUCUAUCAAGUAGUGUCAGGARGAGUGAGGAGGGAGGGGCACUACAUUGCCGCGGUGUACGAGCACGAAUCCAUCCUGAGCCCCAAUCCAGCAGCGCUGGUGGAGCGGCGCUCGGCGCUGGAGCUCAUGGGCAGGAACCUCGACGUCUAUGAACAGCAAGUGCUGGCUGCUGCCAGACAGGGGGCACAGAUCAUUGUUUUUCCUGAAGAUGGAAUCCAUGGCUUCAACUUCACCAGAAGCUCCAUUUACCCUUUCUUGGAUUUCGUUCUGCAUUCACACUCUGGCAAGUGGAAUCCCUGCAGAGAGCCUUAUUUGUUCAAUGACACAGAGGUGGUUCAGCGCCUGAGCUGCAUGGCUCUGAAGAACAAGAUAUUCCUUGUGGCCAACCUGGGGACUAAGCAGCCGUGUGAACGCACGGAUCCUCGGUGCCCAGCGGACGGGAGGUACCAGUUCAACACCAACGUGGCGUUUGACGCCAAUGGAACCCUGCUGGCCACGUAUCGCAAACACAAUCUGUACUUUGAAUAUGCUUUUGAUACUCCUCCAGAGCCAGACUAUGCAUUCUUUGACACCCCUUUUGCUGGCAAGUUUGGCAUGUUCACUUGCUUUGAUAUACUCUUUUUUGAGCCUACAGUGAACCUCAUCAGACAAUACAAUUUGAAGCAAAUUGUUUAUCCAACUGCCUGGAUGAACCAGCUCCCACUCUUGUCYGCUGUAGAAUUUCAACAAGCUUUUGCAACUGCUUUCAAUAUCAAUAUUUUAGCAGCCAACAUCCACCACCCUACCUUGGGCAUGACAGGGAGUGGCAUAUAYACUCCAGUCAAGUCAUUCAUCUACCACAACAUGGAAAGUUACGGUGGCAAGCUCAUAGUAGCAGAAAUUCCUGUAAUUACCACAGAUUAUAAAUCCAAUUUAGAGAGUAAUGAAAGAUUUAGAGAGAACUUACAUGACUCAUGCAGGACUUUUACGAGCACCUCACUGGAUGAUGAAGUUUGCUUUAAGGAGCAAGAAGAGACUCCUAGCAKAGUAUCUGAAAAAGGAAAUGAACAGUCACCUCCCUCAUUUUAUGCAGAAAUGAUGUAUGACAACUUCACUUUUGUUCCUGUAUGGGGGGAAAAAGGAGAGCUCCAGGUUUGUGCCAAUACCCUUUGCUGUUACUUAAAUUAUCAGAGACCUGUUUUAACUGAUGAAUUAUAUGCUUUGGGAGUUUUUGAUGGGCUCCAUACAGUGCAUGGCACAUACUACGUCCAGGCCUGUGCCUUAGUAAAGUGUGGUGGCCUCAGCUUCAGCACUUGUGGGCAGGAGGUCACAGAUGCCACUGGUCUGAUAGAUUUCCAGCUAUGGGGAAAUAUGAGCACACCUUACAUCUUUCCUUUGUUGCUGACAUCUGGUAUUACCUUGGACUUUGCUGAUCACUUGGGCUGGAAAAACAACCACUAUUUCAUGAGCAAAAAUAGAACAUCUUCUGGCCUACUGACAGCUGCUCUCUAUGGACGGUGGUAUGAAAAGGACUAGCAGAGAUAUUUGACUGAGUCAGAAAACAACUGCCCUUAUGUUCARAGUAUGUAUCUUAACAGCAAUUGUUGAACAUCCAUAUUUCCUAGAGGUUCAGGUGUGUUCAUCCCAUCACUGCCUGAUKAGGUCCCACAUUUGAAAAAAUGGCUGUAAGUACAGUCUGUACCGUGGUAUCUUAUGUCCUCCAGGAGUGAAAGAACGGCCUUGCAAAGAUAAAAGCUUGCUGGGAUCUGRUGAGGUGUUUUAUACCAAGGAAAUAACACUUCUAAAUUAAACUGAAUUUGUUCCUUUUAAUUUAAUCCUUUGGGUUUUGGAGUCCUAGCUGGGAGUAUGGAAAUGAAUUAAAUGGAAAACUAUUGUAAGAAAAGAAACAAAAACAAAAGAAAGGGAAGUAAGAUACAAAUAUUGUGCAUGACAUAUACAUACAUAUAGCUUUUAUGGGCUGAGGUUUUGAUUUCUGGUUAGGGUGCCAUGACUGUUUUUUUUUCUUAGAGUUAAAAACUCCUAGGUGAAAUCAUUACCAUUGACUGGCCACUCUGGUGUCUGUAAUCCUGCUACAAAGUCUUAAGUUUUCUCAUAUGCACUUAAGAGUAUCUUAAUGCUACAGUUGUAAACAUCUACAGAAUUGCUAAUCUGGUCAACAGGAUAUCAAAUGAUUGUGAAAACCUAGACGGCAGUAAGACAUAUUUCACAAGAAAUUAAGCUUAAAGAAAACAUCAGCAAUGAAUAUCAGUGACCAUGUUAUGCACUUGUUUAGUACUUUUACUUCCCUUGUUUAAAAGAGAAGAAUCUUUUGACUUUAAGACAUCUUACACACUGUUCAUGAAUUUAUUCAAGAGGAUUUAUGAAAAGUACAUAAUAAGCACGGAACAGCAAGGUUUUUGCAUCAAUGCUUCCUGUGCCAGAUGGCACAUUUGUGCUGGUGAGUGAGUAGAACACACCAUUCUUUCCAGAGAAAUAACUAGAUUAAGUGCUGUAGCUGUUCUACUGCAGUGAAGAAGUUGGGAAAAGAAUAUUCAAAGGCUAUUAAUUUGGGGUUAAAGUCAUACACGUUAAGGUAUUCUCAAGCAUUAUAAUUUUGUGGGGUUUUAUUGGCUGCUACGACUUCAUCUGGGUAAUAGGUGUUGAGUAAUGGAAUAAACACAACUGUUCCUUUGGAGAGUCCUUGUGUUCCAGCUGCUCUGUUAGUCAGGUUGAGAGGAGCAGAGCACAGGAGACAGGAGAGCUGGGACUCCCUCUGUUUUGUGGUCUGAGUUGGUUCAAACUCAAACCAGUACAGGUACAAGGAUGUGUCCUGAGAGGUGCUCAAUCAGCUCCUCCUUUGAAUGAACUCACUUUCUGGUUUCAGAAAGCAAAACAACCAAAACAUUGCUGAAUAUAUACCUUASGGUUUCUUAGGUAUUUACACAGAAUUAGUGUAUAAUUAUGGAAGCCUUGGGCUCUAUCAAAACUUCUUUCUCCAGUCUGUAUCACUGUGAGUCAGGCCCUUGUCAAACAGCACUUUGAUAGAGCAGCACACCAGGUUUAUUCUGCAGCAUACAUUGGACAGAAAUACGGAGAGGGAAUGUCUGUAUCUCAUUAGGCAUAAACUUGCUGCUAUAAAAGUAGGCCAUUCCUCCACAGGGUUAUUAAAGAUUAUUAAUUCUUUGGCACCCAUACCAUGUUCUUGCUGAAUGCUGCACCAUUUCAGGAUGUACAGGGUAGAACAGAAAAGCAUUUACAAUUCUUGUUGAUGCUUCUGCUUCUACUACCACAAAAUGGAGCAAUGAACAACUGGAGAUUCCAGCUCUCAGGACCCUGCACUUUUUAGGAUGAAAAACAUGCAGCUUCGUGGACUAAAAUACUCUUUGGGAUUUAGUUCCAAAGCAGACCAUUACUACAAUAGGUUAGGCUAGACACCUAAAUAGCAUUACACAUACUUGCUAAGCCUAAGGAAAUAAGUGUUUACCUGUGAAAUACUUGCAAAAUGUGGCCCAAAGAAGUAUUCUAGCUAUGGUUGAGCUUAAGUUGUUAGAACAAGACCUCAAGACCUUCUAGCCUUACUGGAGUUUGCAUGAGGUACAUUCCUCUGUCUCCUCCCUGAGAAGAGCAGGCAUUCAGUAUUUGAGUGCAUUCUCACACCUUGUUCCCUUCACCCAGAACAGCCGCCUUUAGCAAGAGACACUGGGAAGGGUUGARCAGGCAGAACUGGACACAGUACAUUACCAGUACUGUGUACAGUACCAGUACUCCUCCCUCCCACCCCGAUCUUUGAGUAACAACAGGUGUACCUCUUCUGACACACAGGGACAGGCAGUGACCUCUGAUACCACCACACAUCGAUGGCUUUUGGAAAUGUGUGCAGGAGCACAAUCCCAGCACUGCCCUGAUCCCAAACAAUCCUGCACUCUCRUGAGUGAAGCUACUUACCAUGUACUGAGGAGGUGUGAGAGGCCUUCAGCAAGGCUGCCAUUCACACUGGUAACACACUGUAAUGCAGCCUAUCACCUAAUGGAUAUGAACAGGUUUAUUAAAGCUUCCUGAGCAAUUCCUGUCUGAGAUUGGGAAAAAAACAAAACAGGACAGAAGGAUUUUUUGACAUACGGGAAGUACCACUGAAAUCUAGAGAAGCUUUGAACAACUUGGUCUGUGACCAAAUUGAAAUCAGGAAUUUGUACUGACACCAAAGAAAUGUCCUCUCUGAGACAGCAGGGAGUGAUGUCUUUAAGGGGCCUUGACACUGCUCCUGGGAAGGGAAAGACAACCACAGAAAUUGUCCAGGUCCGGAUAACAGCACAGGAGUCAGAAGAGGUUGGGAGGUUCCUCAUAAGGGAUCUGCUGUUUCAGGAUUCAGAGUGAUUCUUCCAGGUGAAUGUGGGGAUAUUCUCCUCACAAUGACAGAAACACCAGAAAGCACAUCAAAGGAACAGCUGAAAAAGAGGAACUAGGAGUUAAGCUAUCAAGAGGCAUGUGAAGAGGCUGAGGAACUGGAGACACAUUGUAAAAUCUGCAGAGACCUUCACAAUACCUGACUGGGCAAAAGCUCCUUUAUGCAGAUCUCUACCAGCRAAAUGAACCCCCCAAAUAUUCACAGGCUGAACUGAGUUAUCAUCCCAUCAAGUUUUUAAUAAUCAACAGCAAUGGAAAUACUUGAGAGAGUCACUAAACUCUCCUUUCUCCCUGCCCUGGGAGAGCUGGUGUAGGCAACACAGGUCAGAAAUCAGAGACAAUACUGGGACUCACAGCAGAAGAAACAAACUCUUGGUAGAAGAGAUAAGGAAGGUUGAAUUCUUUAAGGCUUUAAUAGAUUAGGAAGAUUUUAAAGAUUUUAAGAAAAUUGUGCAGACAGCUUGAGUAACAGUUUGGCAAGGGACAGAAAAUACAUGAGAGGAUACAUGAAUCACUAGAUUUUAUUUUUAAACU
Molecule: messenger RNA, 5111 nt
Organism: Malurus melanocephalus (red-backed fairy wren)
Lineage: Eukaryota; Metazoa; Chordata; Aves; Passeriformes; Maluridae
Gene: BTD
Product: biotinidase
Exons: 4
Coding region: 144-1709 (521 amino acids)
Molecular function (GO): hydrolase activity, acting on carbon-nitrogen (but not peptide) bonds, in linear amides
Source: RefSeq, a predicted model, not a curated record